This is a messenger RNA of Scheffersomyces amazonensis, 2300 nucleotides long. RefSeq names its product Zn(II)2Cys6 transcription factor. The record is from RefSeq and is a predicted model, not a curated record. The transcript is spliced from 2 exons. NCBI's taxonomy places the organism in Eukaryota, Fungi, Ascomycota, Pichiomycetes, Serinales, Debaryomycetaceae. Gene Ontology annotation, biological process: regulation of DNA-templated transcription. Gene Ontology annotation, molecular function: DNA-binding transcription factor activity, RNA polymerase II-specific; zinc ion binding. The coding region runs from base 24 to 2102 and encodes 692 amino acids.
GGAGUACGAAGCAGACAUCAGCAAUGAGUAAGAUAACAAGAGUUCGGACAGGAUGUUGGACGUGUAAAAGGAGACAUCGAAAAUGUGAUGAAGCCAAACCAUUCUGUAAUAACUGUUUGAAGAGUAAUAGAGAAUGUGAAGGGUAUGGGAUACGACUUUCAUUCGAUGUAGAUGAUAGUAGAAAUAAGGCGAGGAAAGAUAAAACUGGAUUUUCUACCACUGGGUUUGUUGGAAAGCCUCGUGCAAAAGCUCAUGUAAAAACAACAGGAAGACAGAAUUCAACGGUCGGUCAUGAAUCUAUAAUGAAUAAUAAUGUUACAAAACAAGAUGUUACAGCCAUUGGACUGGCUCCGUUGGCUUCCGUGAUGUCCGUGAAUACUCCUACUACUGAGUUUUUUAAUAAUAGCAGUAAUGACAAUAGUACUCAUAUAAGUAACCAAAGUCAUAGCCACACUGCUCUAAAUGAUAAUAAUAACAAUAGUAAUAAUAACAGUAAUCAUUCUGGUACUCCCAUAUUCAAUUCUCCCAGGUUUAUAGGUAUGAGAGCAUCCAGUGCUAACUUGGAACAAUUCAGUUCAGAACUUUUUGAAGAUUUGGAAAUGUUAUUGAAAUCUCCGGGGCUGAGCUUGGACGAAUCAUCGCCUGCUUCACGAAUGACAAAUGGAAGCCUUAAUAGUAGUACAAAUAGUCAGAACACUGGCACUAGUACUCGUAAUACUCCCAAUGGUAAUCAGCGUAAUAAUAAUAAUAAUAAUAGCCAAAGUCAGAUGUCUAUUAAUCUUCGAAGAGCGACCAAUAUGAAGGAAAAUCUUUCUUAUAAUCUCGGGGAAGAAAUUAUAGGUUUUAUAGAUAAAGCCAAUGUAUUAUCAGAAGAGCAAAAUACCGAAAAAUUCCUAAUAAAGAGUGAAGGUGGUCAAACAAAUGGGAAUAAUAAUCAAAAAGAUGAUAUUUCAUUAUAUUCUAUGUCACAUCAAGAAGAAAAUAUGAUGUUGAAGCAUUUCUUUAAGAAGCUUUUACCCUUACUAGAUGCACAUCCCAAUUCUCCAUGGCCUGAUUUGGCAUUAAAAUAUUGUGAUUUUGAUAUUGCCAGAAGUUGUUUUAUAUCUUUAGCAUGUAUUCAUAUGUAUGAAUGUCGGAAAGGAGGAAAUGAAUAUUAUCAACGAGGGGUAGCACAUAUUAAUAAUACGAUGGAUCAUUUAAUACGAUUUAUAAGUACAGACAAUAUUCAAAGUACAGUUGCUGAUGAUAAAAAGAAACAAAUCCAUUCAUUAGUUAUUCUUGUAUUAAUUAAUGUUCAUAUAUUAUUUGCUGUAUUGGAGAAGGGGAAAAGUUCAUUAUCGAGAUUUUUCUUUAAGGUUUUUGCAUCAAUUUGUCAAGAUCCUAAUUUUUAUAAUUUAUUAAUAACUAAUGAGAAACAACGUUCAUUAGUGGUAGUUUUAUCAUGGUAUGAUACAGUUAGUGCCAUUGUAUCACCAGAUUGUCGUUUACCAUACUGUUUACCAAGUUGGUAUGGAUCAUUUAGUGAUAAUAUAUCAACUUCUAAAAUGAUGGGAUGUCCAGGAGAAAUAUUUAAAGCUAUGUCAAAAGUUUGUUAUCUAAGACAUGAAGUAUAUAAUGGGGCAGAUAAUCAUAGUGCAUUAAUGGUUAGUGAAUAUCAAACCAUUAAACAACAAUUAAUAAAUUAUAGAGAUUAUGUCCUAUUCGAAGAUGGUGAUGAAGAUUAUGCUAUAAGAUUAAAAUGUGCUCAAUGUUGGUCAUUAGCUGUAUUGGUUACAUUAGAUCGAGUUGUUAAACCUGUUAAUUAUGAACAAAACAUUUGUAAAUUAGUUAAUGAAUUCAUUAGUGUUUAUGGAUCAAUGGAACCAGUAUCACCAAUGACAACUCAAAUGGUAUGGCCUGUAUAUGCCAUGGGAUGUGAAUGUAAAACAGCUGAAGAGAGAGCUAGUUUAAUGACAUUUAUGGAAACUUUAUAUCGUAACGCUCAAAUGGGGACUUUAUUCUCGUUAAAGGAAAUUGUUCAACAAGUUUGGGCUUUACAAAUUUCUCAAGAGGAAUUCUUAAAACAAUGGUUAGAUACUGGGGUAGAUUAUUUACCAUUAUAGAUUAUACAUACAUAGAGUUAUAGUAUAAUGGUUUAAUUAAAUUGUAUUAUUAUUACAGAAUUUAUUUUGUAUCAUUAACGAUACUUUUUACUAAAUUAAUUAUUACGGUGUAUAACAUUUACUUACAUAAAAAGCGUGCAACUAAAUAAAAUUAAAAAAGAAUUACUAUACAAUAGAAAUUUUAGAAAUAUAAUUAAA